ACCCACAGGAACCAUUACAGUUUCCAUUAAAACCAAAACAUUUCCCAUUAUAACCAUUAAAACCAUUACAAAUGACAAAUACAGAUGCAGAAUAUAAAAUUUAGAAUACAGAAUACAGAAUAUAGAAGUAUUCCCAUAAUGGUACUGUGUGUGUGUGUGUGUGUGUGUGUGUGUGUGUGUGUGUGGUGAAGGUGGGCGUCAUGUUUAUGAGUUGGUGCGAUACAUUUUCACAUUAAAACUCCAAACUUUAUUUUAUAUCCAGUACUAUUGACUCUGUGGGGCAGGUGAGAGAUCAUGUGUGUUUUGUGAGGUAAAUUAGAUCAGGCAAAUGUGUUCCCUCUUUUAUCAGAUGUACUGGAGAGCGAGGCAUCAGGGGACCAAUCAGGUGUGAGUUGAACGGGCACGAGAAGCCUGUACCUGAGAAGCCUUCACCUGUAAAUGCGCGAGCCCAAACUGAUACAGCGGACAGUGCCGCGGUCACGUGCAGCCACCUGGCCCUUCUCUAAAAACCUGCCUCUGUCAGUCUGGAGGAAGCUAAAAGAAAAACUGAAAUAAAAAUAAAAGACAAAACAAAGUGAUCAGUCAUGCUAAGCGUGAGGGUUAUGUUGUUAUUUUGUCUCGCUUUGCUCGGUGUUUCUCGAGCCGCUCCGGAGGACGUGUACAUCAAGGUGGUUCGCCUGCUGUCUCCGGGGGAAGAGUACCUGAGUGAAACCGCGCUGCAGUCCUUUUUCAAACUUCUGGAGAAACGUGUGCAAUGUGCCGGUGUGUCGUGUGAAAAGUGCUUGUCGGAGGAGAGUGUAGGGCAGCUGGUGAGCAACUACUCCAGCUCCAGUGGUGUGCAGGUGGAGGGUUUCUUCAGGUUGGCUGCUGGAUUCUCUCUGCUGCUCAGCUCCCCCUCGAACACCUGCACGGCCAUCACAGAGGGACGCUGGGAACAGGAGACGAGACGCUUUAUCCACAUGCUGUUGGACCACAGUGAGCACAGCCUGGAUGAGCUCUUACAUGAUAUCGAAGAGCAUUAUAUACCUGAACAUCACAAUGGGCACUGCCUCACUCUGACUGACAUCCUGAAAGAGAGCGAAGUGACUCUGCCUGACGGAGACCACCAUCACGCUGACCCUCACGCUGACCUCCAUACUGUGUUCGGUGUUCUACUCUACCACGUCUUACUGGGAGACUGCAUCACCUCUCACAGCCUUCCUGCAGAGGACUUCUUCCUGGAUUACAUAUUCAACCACUUUGGCCCAGAUCACAUCACUGUUCAAGACCUCGACAGGUUGAUGGGAGCUCUGAACCUGGGACAGAAUAAUGCUAAUGACCAUGAGCAUGACCACAGCCACAGGGCCCAUAAUGAAGACAUGAGACUCGUCCAACAUGAUGAAGAGGGCCUCAGGCAGAGUCGCGAUGAGCCUCGGGCCUCCAACAACAGCUGGGACAUGUUCUGUUUCCGUGCCGAGGAGUUGUUGAAGAUCUACCAGAUGAACAGCUCAGGACUGGACAGAGAUCAGUUCACUCGGCUGAGCCCAGCUCUGACCCAGCAGCUCCUUAGUAAAGCCUGUACUGAGACCAAACCCCCGACGGUGGUGUCCGACUCCCUCAGCACCACAGAGCGAUACGUGUACGCCACCCUGGCCAACGCGGUGAUCUGUCUGAUGGCCAUGUUCGGGAUCGUGGUGCUGCUGUGUACGUCCUGCAGCAGCCUGUUCCAACUGUGUAUUCAGUUCUGCAUCAGUCUCGCCGUGGGCUCGCUGACGGGUGACGCUCUGCUCCACCUCCUUCCCAUGUUCUUGGGGAUACAUGUGCACAGCGACGGAGCGAGUGAACAUGCACAUGACACUACGUACAUCUUUAAACUACUGGUGCUUUUGGGAGGGAUCUAUUACUUCUACCUGAUGGAGACCAUCUUCUCAAUCAUCACUCACAAAAACAAACACUCUCAUCACCAUGAAGAGGACGACGAGCCACACCACUGUGACCAUGACAAAGUCCUGCAGAUGUACCAGAGAGAGAAAAAGAGCAAUCUCUCCACAUCACAAGCAGACCUGGUAGAUGGGGAAAAAAAGUCCUUCCCAGAUUCAGAAGCAGCCCCUCGCACAAGAGAGCAGCGCCUCCUUCCGUAUAUGAUUACAAUCGGCGACAGCAUUCAUAACUUUGCAGACGGCCUGGCCAUCGGCGCCGCCUUUUCACUCUCCUGGCGCUCAGGAUUGGCUACAUCUCUGGCUGUGCUGUGCCAUGAACUGCCACAUGAGCUGGGUGAUUUUGCUGUGCUGCUGCACUGCGGCAUGUCGGUGAAGAAAGCUCUGCUGCUAAACGUGGGCAGCGCUCUGACCUCCUUUAUCGGCCUCUACAUCGCUCUCUCAGUCUCCACCGACUCUGGAGCCAAAGAGUGGAUAGCAGCAGUCACAGCAGGCCUCUUCCUCUACGUAGGACUCGCCGAUAUGCUUCCCACCAUGAUCCACGUGGACAGCGAGAGGCCAUGGGUGACCUUUCUGCUGCAGAACCUGGGUUUGCUUUGUGGCUGGGCCAUCCUACUGCUGCUCUCUCUGUACGAGGACAAGAUCGGCAUCUAGAGAACUGUUUUUUUGUUGUUGUUGUUGUUUUAACCCCUGAUGUUUAGUGUAAUUUAUGUCUUGCUUGUAGUUAAGGUUUUUAGAAAAAUACACUGCUAUGAAAACAGGUGCAAAGAGGGACCAAUACACAGUGGGUCACAUCAAUUGAAUUUGACGGGUGAUGUGGAUUUAGAAAGGGAACAGACUCAUAUUUGGACAUCAGAGUAUGACGAUUUUCGAGAAAUACACACAACCCAAUCGGGAUUGAACUGAAGACCUGCCAACCCAAAGAGAAAUAAGAUAUAUAUUUUUUUAAACCUACAAUAGUACCUUUUCAGUAUAGUCCAAGUCCUUAUACAAACCACUUGUCUAAUGUCCCUCAUGUCCCUUUAAACACUUUGGAAUGAUCAUUGCCUUUAAAAUGUUCGUAAGGUGUAAGAUGUUGAACGUCAUUGUAAGAUUAUUAAUCUUUUUUGUUGCCAAAAUGUUCAGCCUUUUUUUGUUCCUCUGACCUUUUUUUGGUUGGAAGGUGUUUUGGUGGCCAAAUUUCCCUGCAUCCCUACUAAACAGUUAAAUUUACUAUAUGGCCAAAAGUUUGUGGACACCUGAACAUCACAGCCGUACGUGCUUGUUGAACAUCCCAUUCCAGAUUUAGUUCUCCUUUACUGGUAUAAUAACCCCUAGUCUUCUGGGAAGGCAUUCCACUAGAUUUUGGAGCGUAGCUGUGGGGAUUUGUGCUCAUUCAGAGAGAGGAGGUACUGAUGUCGGGUGAGGAGGGCUGGGGUGCAUUCAGUGUUUCAGUUCAUUACAAAAUUGUUCAGUGGGGUUGAGGUCAGGGCUCCGUGCACUCGAACACUCGAAUUCUUCCACUCCAACUUUGGUAUGCCAUGUGUUCAUGGAGUUCUCUUUGUGCACGGGACGUUGUGAUGCUGGAACAGGUUUGGGCCUUCAGUUCCAGUGAAGGGAAAUCGUAAAGCUACAGCAUACAAAGACAUUCUAAACAAUUGUGUGCGCCCAACUUUGUGGCGACAGUUUAAGGGAAGAACCACAUGUGGGUGUGAUGGUCUGGUGUCCAUAUUUUUGAGUGUUAAAAUGCAGAACCUCUGCAUAAAAUCCAUAAAUAGUGAUGCUCCAACCGACCGGCCGCCAAUCAGCAUCGGCCGAUAAUCACAUUCUAUGACUCGAUCGGUAGUCUCUAAAUUUGGCCGAUCUCAGUCAUGUAAUCAUCAGUGUGGAAUUUUUACGAGGUCUCAAGAAACAAUGAAAAAUUCAUCUAUCUGCCAUGUAUUUUUAAAGGCCUAUUAAAGUGUCCAUUGUAGGGUGAAUAUUUGUUGUGCUUAUUUAUUUGAUUCUCAAUUAAAACAACAAUCUACAACAUUACUGUAAAUAAUAUAACCAAUGUAACAUCUGUGGUAUUAAAAAAAAAAAUUCUAUUUUUUUUUUGUCCCACUCUCAAUUCUGCCGUGACGUAAUAAAAAAAUUCAGAGGUGGGGGAAAGAGUCACUGCACUUUAGUGGAAGAUCAAGGAUAAAGAAGAAUGUUGCCUUUUAUGUGAUUCUGUACAGAUAAAUCAUGAUCAGUCUAAUCAAAGAUGAGCUAAGAAGGUAAAAAGAUUUGUUUUGAUUUCAGGUCUUUAAAACUACUGCUGUUUCCUUUUCACUCUUAAGAAACCUAGUCUUGACCCUGCUUUACUAAGAGCCCUGAUUUCUAAACCACCGUUUCUAACUAAAUCCUUAGAAAGUGUGGCAGCUUUAAUGUUACAACCUUUUGUCUGAACCUUUUAAAUCUGAACACUACACAGCACUGACUGUCUUCGAUAUGACUUACAUCAUUUCCUUCUCUGUGCAUAGCCUGGAGCUUUGAAUAUUUCCUUCCUUCUUGAUAUCAGUGCUGCUUUCAUUUUUUCUAACCUGGUCCUGGAAUUCCCAUGCUUGGCUCUUGCCUGGUUCAGAUCUUAUCUCACUAACAAACAUCAAUGUGUCAUCUCUGGCCAGAACACCAAUCUGUCACUGCUACUUUUACUCAAGGUGUCCCUCAGGGAUCAGUCCUUGGAUUGCUCUUUGUCGUUAUUUAAACACCACCCCUGGCCCAUAAUGGUCGUCACACUCUGUUUUCACU
Molecule: messenger RNA, 4667 nt
Organism: Ictalurus furcatus (blue catfish)
Lineage: Eukaryota; Metazoa; Chordata; Actinopteri; Siluriformes; Ictaluridae
Gene: slc39a4
Product: solute carrier family 39 member 4
Exons: 12
Coding region: 585-2570 (661 amino acids)
Biological process (GO): intracellular zinc ion homeostasis; zinc ion import across plasma membrane
Cellular component (GO): membrane
Molecular function (GO): zinc ion transmembrane transporter activity
Source: RefSeq, a predicted model, not a curated record